Messenger RNA from Amyelois transitella, 727 nucleotides. It is a transcript of the gene Bet1, whose product is annotated as BET1 homolog. Gene Ontology annotation, biological process: vesicle fusion with Golgi apparatus; endoplasmic reticulum to Golgi vesicle-mediated transport. The record is from RefSeq and is a predicted model, not a curated record. Gene Ontology annotation, molecular function: SNAP receptor activity. Lineage: Eukaryota; Metazoa; Arthropoda; Insecta; Lepidoptera; Pyralidae. Bases 279 to 617 code for a protein of 112 amino acids. The transcript has a single exon. Gene Ontology annotation, cellular component: SNARE complex; Golgi trans cisterna.
AUGAAUAAAUUUAUUUUACGUCACGUCAUCAUCUGCUUGUUUUGAUUUAAUUUUUCCACAUUUCAAUGGAUUAUUCUGAAUCUUAUAAUAUAUGUUAUGGGUCUUUCGACUGACCAAUAAGGAAUAAAGAUUUACUUAUUUCAUAUUUAGGUAUUGUUUCGAAAUCUAGUGUUAGAAUUUUGAGUAGUUACAGAUCUUAGCUGGUCAUCAUCAAAUAGUGACUAGAUUCCGGUCAUUAAUAAAUUUACAAAUACUUCAAAACGGCGGGUCGUAGCAAUAUGCGUCGAUCCCGAGAUGGGUACGCUUACCAACCAAUACCAAGGGUUGCAACAGAAGAUGCAUUGGAGAACGAUAACGAGCGAAUGGCCGAAGAACUUAGUGGAAAGAUUAACACCCUGAAGCAUAUGUCUAUACAAAUUGGCGAUGAAGUGCGAUAUCAAGAUAACAUCCUGCGAGGACUUGACGAUGAUGUCGACAGGAGUUCUGGUUUUCUGGGCAAAACUAUGGGCAGAGUACUAAAACUUGGCAAGGGAAACCACAACUAUUAUAUCUUUUACUUGUUUCUGUUCUCAAUAUUUGUCUUCUUUUUACUUUAUAUUAUUUUAAAAUUUAGGUGAUCUAUUGAUGUAGCAUAAGGUUUCAUGUUAUUGUAUUCUUCAUUCCCUGUAUUUAUUUCAUGUUGAUUCCGUUAUAUAUAUUGUAAAUAAAGCCUGUGCUGUAUAUCAAA